ACAUCGCGUCCAACGCCAACUGCUACAGUUUCCGCUUGGUUUGCUAUGUCUCCCUCACGGUCCAUAUUGCUGGUGGGAGAGGGGAACUUCUCAUUUUCUGCCUGUGCCAGUCAACCAGACUGUAUCAUAACUGCUACUUGCCUGCAAUCACAAGAGGAGGCACUGCGACACGAAGGUGCUGCUAAUAACAUCCAAACAAUUAAGGACUCAGGUGGAAAUGUGAUUUUUGAUGUUGACUGCACAAAGCUGGGGGAAUGUGCUUCGCUGAAGGGUUGCAUAUUUGAUCGUAUAGUGUUUAACUUUCCUCACUGUGGGAGAAAGAGUGGUGUGAAAAAGAACAGAGAACUCCUGAAAAACUUCUUCCUCAGUUGCAUUCAGGUGUUGGCUGAAGAUGGAGAAGUUCAUGUGUCCCUAUGCAACGGGCAGGGAGGGACGCCGGCAGACCAGCCAAAGAGAGAAUGGCAUAACAGCUGGCAGGUGGCAGCCAUGGCAGCAGAAGCAAAUCUAAUCCUUAGUGCUGUCCAACCAUUUGAAAGGGAGAAACAUCAGAACUACAAGUGUACUGGAUACAGGAGCCAAGAUAAGGGUUUUCAUGUGGAGAAAGCUGUGCUCCAUGUGUUUACUCGAAGCCUCCCCUACACCUCCACUCAGGCACUUCAGGUGGAGGAGAAUAUCGAUGGAGAGAAAGUCCACUACAACAUACCCGCUGAGCUCAGUGAUUACAGCUUCAGGAGUUUUCUCUGUCCAGAUUCUGUCCACCCUGUCAAAUUAGUGCAAGAUUUUCUUCUUGAGGGAUUGGCAGAAAAGUGGUCCGUCAGUAUGACAACAGAGACCACUCCCUUCCUCCUCCCAGCCAGGCAUCUGCAGACAUGCUGCUGUGACAUUAAGAGUACUCACUGCUACUGGAUCCACGUGCUUCAGAAAGAUUUUGCAUCUGACACUCCCACAUCCACAGACAAACAAAACGAUAAGGGAUGCAGAGAUACAGAGGAAACUCUGUCAACUUCAUGUAUUAAUGCAGAUAAAGACGAUAGAGUGAGGAGCAAAGGAGCUGGGAGCUUAAGGUCUACAUGCUCCCUUGACAUUGAUCCAGAGGGAGAGAGUGGACUUUAUUUGCUGCGUCCAUCUCUGCUCCCUCAGUUAGAAGAGCUACUGACUAAAAAAGAGGAGAUGAUGAAUGAUGCAGGGAGCUAUGAGGAGAGUGAGGUGAAUAAGAAAAAUGAUGAACUUGAGGAAAACAAGAAAAAGGAGAGCUGCAAGGGCUGUAAUGGUUUUACCAACUUGCUAUAUGGAAUUAGUGGUGUAGUGUUCAGAAAUACGCCCAUCAACCUCUGGGCUCAGCCUGCCUUUCACGAAUUCCUCCUCAGAGGUGUUUUCCUUUCAGAAUGUGAGGCAAUUAAAUUGCUUGGUGAUAAGCUGGAAACACUACUCAGGCCUUAUGGGGUCUCCUUAGUGACAGAACAGGGAGGUCUGCGAUUGAUUGCACAGCCGAUGGGUUUGCUUGGUAAGGUGUUUGCAAGCAAAUCAAGCAAUAACAACAGCCAUGUUCGCAUCAGUGUGUCCCUAAAUGUGGACCUGCUUGCUGUGCUCCUAUUUUCAAUACCUGAUUGGCGGCUGCUGUGGUCACAUGACCCACGCUUCUUAAAACAGUUUUCACUUCGCCCUUCGCCAGGGACUCCUUUUCGUCCAUUUUCGCUGUAUCCCGAACACUUCAGCUUUGACAUCAGCUUCUGGACAGGGCCAACAUGGGUGGAGAAGAAGUUCCAUGCCGUGGUCCGAGAGGCCAGUCAUGGGACCGUGGAGCAAGUUAAACUCAUUGAUACGUUCUCACACCCUGACCUGAGCCAGACCAGCUACUGCUACAGACUAAUCUAUCACUCACACACACAUUCUCUAUCUCAUACACAAGCACUCCAGUUUCACAAACACUUAGAGUCCUUGCUUUCCUAUCGACUGAAAGUCACCAUCAGGUAGCACUAACGUCUUUAUACUCAAGAAAGAACAAGGAUUUGAGAUUUUUUUUUUUCAGAGACAUAAUUAAGUCAUCUUGUAACUGCAAAGACAGCUGUAAUUGUAUUAUCGGCAAACUGUGUUUAAAAAGAGUUUACAGUAGUUGAAGCAUUGCUGCUUCCUGUACUGUGUCUCCAACCUGUUAUCUAUCAUACAUUUGUCAAGGAUCAUUGAAAAAUAGUAAAAGGUACAUGUAAUAAAACUGAUUUUAAAUCAACCAUGUUUAUUUCUAAAGCACUCAAGCUUCCCAGGAACAGCUAAUUGGAGGGAAAAAUUGAGAUUUAUAGGGAUGGUGGUAUUCUGUUAAAUUUAUAAACCACUGGAUUUUUUAUUUUUUGUAAAUAGAGGUAAGGGUAGGUACGGAAUAUUCAAGAGGGUAUUAGGUAGGGAAUGGGACACCUCAAGGGAGUGUGUGCAGCCCAACAUUGUGUAAUAUUAUGAUUAAUGAUAUUUUUGUGCAAAUCAAACCAAGUGCAGGGAAGUCUUUAUUUGCUGAUGAUGGAUACUUGUGGGUUAGGGGGCGCAAUCUUAAAUAUCUACAGCAAAAGUUGCAGGGUGUGAUUGAUAGGGUUGAACAAUGGGCAGAGAUUGGGGGGUUCAAGGUCUCAUUAGGCAAGUCACUAACAAUAUGUUUCUCUAGACAACAUGUGACAUUGAAGUUGAAAGGGCAAGAAACUGAGCAGGUCAGUGUUGCUAGAUUUGUGGCCAUGUGGAUGGCGUGGAUGACGUGCAGACAUCAUAUUAACAAAGUUAAUAGGAUAACAAAUAAGGAUAACAAGGAUAACAAUAAUAAUAAUAAUAAUUCAGAUUUACCCACCUCAGUCGGUCACACAAUCCACGUAGACAUGUUCUCACUGGCCACUGCCCUAACGUGCCCAGACAUGUCCUCUAGCCAGCGAAUUGCUGAUAAGACGCCCGAGUAAUUAAAAAACUGAUGACCCAGUGAGUAGGUUUUGCAGCAGUAUUGGUUUGAGCACGGUGUAUUCUAGCAAGAUGGCUGACAAUGUGAAUUGAGCAUCCUUCCUGUGUAUGUUGUUGUGAGCAAAGUGCAUUAGAGAGCUGUAUCAUUUUAUUGUCAAGUUAGUUGUAGUGUUGUUCCUGUUUAUAGAGGCAGUGAGUCUUCGACUAUGUUAUUUCACUAAAACUGUGCAAUGUGCAUGCCUAUUCACAUAACUUUGGCCUAUUAUAGUAUAAAGAUAACAACAAAUUUUAGAAGAAUUUGAAUUGUGAUUUUCUCAACCUCUCAUUAAACAUAACGGUACUUGUCAAUAACUUUGUAUAAAUACACUACACACAAAUUAAAGAUAAUAUGCAUACAUAUAUAACUUUUAAAUAAUCUUGCUGUCUUACGCAAAAGUGGACAGUCAAACUGAAUAAAAGCACAAAUACAUUUGAAUACAUCAUUUAUAUAUAAUUUAAUUAUUUGUUUACUUUUGGAAUAAAAAAAAGUGCAGAUUAUGAAUCAGCACGGAGCAAAUUUGA
Molecule: messenger RNA, 3492 nt
Organism: Mugil cephalus (flathead mullet)
Lineage: Eukaryota; Metazoa; Chordata; Actinopteri; Mugiliformes; Mugilidae
Gene: fdxacb1
Product: ferredoxin-fold anticodon binding domain containing 1
Exons: 6
Coding region: 46-1974 (642 amino acids)
Biological process (GO): rRNA base methylation
Cellular component (GO): cytoplasm
Molecular function (GO): rRNA (uridine-N3-)-methyltransferase activity
Source: RefSeq, a predicted model, not a curated record